GUUGUUCGGCCCGGAGCAGAGGAGCGUAACCGGAAGUUCGAGGCUAGCGGGUCGUUCCGGUGACGCUCUACCCGGCCUCGCGCGGCCUCGCUGCUUCGACGGAGGACUGACGGCAGGGAGCCGGCGGAGGCGGGGAGAGAGAAGAUGGCGGAGGCCUCGGCGGCGGCGGCCGCCGUGUCCCAGCACCGUUUCUUCUGCCACAGCUGCAAGGGGGAGGUCAGCCCUAAGCUGCCGGAGUACACUUGCCCGAGAUGUGAAUCUGGCUUUAUCGAAGAAGUCACAGAUGAUUCCAGUUUUCUAGAUGGCAGUGGCAUAGACGACAGCCCAUCCACACAGUUUGCAGAGCUUUGGGACCAUUUGGACCACACAAUGUUCUUUCCUGACUUCAGACCCUUUCUGAGUAGCAGCUCACUGGAUCAAGACAGCAGGGACAACGAGAGGGGCCACCAAGCCCACGCCGACCUCUGGGGACCAAGCCGACCCCCGCGAUUGCCCAUGACGAGGAGGUACCGAUCCCGGGGCAGCUCGCGCCCCGACAGGUCUCCUGCUAUCGAAGGAAUAAUACAGCAGAUCUUUGCAGGGUUUUUUGCAAACUCAGCGAUUCCUGGCUCUCAACACCCUUUUUCCUGGAGUGGGAUGCUGCACUCGAAUCCUGGGGACUAUGCGUGGGGACAGAGCGGCCUCGAUGCUAUUGUCACCCAGCUCUUGGGGCAGCUGGAAAACACGGGACCACCCCCAGCCGACAAAGAGAAGAUCUCAUCUCUCCCAACGGUGACAGUAACUCAGGAACAAGUCGAUACGGGUUUGGAGUGUCCUGUGUGCAAAGAGGACUACACAGUAGCGGAGCAGGUUCGGCAGUUACCGUGCAAUCACUUCUUCCACAGCAACUGCAUCGUGCCGUGGUUAGAGCUGCACGACACGUGUCCGGUGUGCAGGAAGAGUUUAAAAGGGGAAGAUUCGACUCGGCAAACACAAAACCCCGAGGCCUCAGCGAGUAACAGCUUUAGCAGUGAAAGCCAACUACAGGAUCGAUGGACUUUCUGACGCUCGAGGGCUCCCCGGGGGGCUCUGGCCGGAGCAGCGUUACUACAGAUGUACAUCGUAUUGUAAUUCAAACAUCGACAACAAAGAGUAGCAGGAAAUACGGGGCGGGGGAGGGCACCCACCCUGUGGUAUUACUGCAAUGAGUGCUGUCUUUUUCCUGAAACUUUAAACUAGCAUCUCCGAGCGCAUCGCGUCUCCAGUGGAAUCGCCUCUUUAGUCCUAAAUUCAGUCUUUUGAGUGAUUUGACUUGAUUUGAGACUUGUGAACCCUUUACUUCAGCCGUGGCCUGUCUGAAGAGGGAGGGGGGAGCCGGUGCGGGGAGGUUUGGGGAGACCCCCGCCUGGCUCCCGAGGUCUCUCUGCGGCCUCCUCGGCGUUUCCCCCGCUCCUGGCAAAGGUGGCGACAGCGUCCCCGCUGCGGUGCUCCGCGUCCUAAGGGAGGGGCGGGAAGGGAGGAGGUUUCUGCCUUCUCUGCCCCCUCUCCCUGCCCCUCGAACCGCGGCGGGGGAAGCCGAUCCAGGAGGGGUUGUUUCCCCCACCACCACCCCCCUUUUCAGUUCAAGUGCUGGUGUCUGUAACACAGUGGUCUGGGCUUUCUCGAGGCGGAGGGGAGGACGGAGGCGGCGGAGGGGAGGACGGAGGCAGCGGAGGGGAGGACGGAGGCAGCGGAGGGGAGGACGGAGGCAGCGGAGGGGAGGACGGAGGCAGCGAAGGCUCCCGGAGCUCCGACCGCGGCCCGGGACGCGCAGGACCCCCCCCCCCUCGGUUCUGGGAACGCACCAAGCAGGAUUUUCUGUCUUGUCGUGGACUUUCCUUUGGGUUGGGGUUUUUUUGGGGGGCGGUUUGUUUUAUUUCCCGGCCCUUCUCCAGGUGCCUGCGUCCCCAGGUCUGCCCAAACCUCUCCCCCCAGCCCAGUGAGUUCGUUUAGGAUCCUUAGCUGGCUUGUAUCAUAUGGACCACAUUAAAGGCACCCUUUAGGAGAACAGACCUAACCGUGCGUAGCCAUUUUAACGGCCGAUUCCUCCGUGUUUAACACAGUCUCACUUCUCCCUUAGUCCAAUAACCUUAAAAGAAUCUAUUUUUGCGGAUUAUUUUAUUUUCCUUUGGGGUUUCCCCCAGCCCCCUUCCCCCCUCCCCAA
Molecule: messenger RNA, 2182 nt
Organism: Phalacrocorax carbo (great cormorant)
Lineage: Eukaryota; Metazoa; Chordata; Aves; Suliformes; Phalacrocoracidae
Source: RefSeq, a predicted model, not a curated record